Molecule: messenger RNA, 396 nt
Organism: Teleopsis dalmanni
Lineage: Eukaryota; Metazoa; Arthropoda; Insecta; Diptera; Diopsidae
Product: probable insulin-like peptide 4
Exons: 2
Coding region: 1-396 (131 amino acids)
Cellular component (GO): extracellular region
Molecular function (GO): hormone activity
Source: RefSeq, a predicted model, not a curated record
AUGAUAUCCGGUAAAAUCCGCGGUUCGAUUUUCAAUUUGCAUAUGGUACUGAUCGUAUUCAUGCUUUACAUUGUCGUCGAAACCUCAGCUGGAAGAGCCAAACCGAAAUUCUGUGGUGAAGCCUUAAACGAUAUAUUAGAAAUAGUUUGCGCAAGAGGAUUUCAAUCCCGGUUCAGACGUUUUUUGAUAACUUCAAGUGAUAUGGAUCCGUCCGAGAAAAGGCGUAACAAUUAUAAAUAUUUACUCGAUUUAUUAUUGUCUUAUAACGAUGAGGAUGAAAAGGAAGAAACCAAAAUUGAAACUAAUCCCGAUGAAGAGGAUUCUGGUAUAGUACGUCACUGCUGCUAUACUGGCUGUCGUUGGUCUGAUAUUAGCCAAUAUUGCAUUAAAAAUUAG